Scophthalmus maximus (turbot) is the source of this 4476-nucleotide messenger RNA. RefSeq names its product leucine-rich repeat-containing G-protein coupled receptor 5-like. NCBI's taxonomy places the organism in Eukaryota, Metazoa, Chordata, Actinopteri, Pleuronectiformes, Scophthalmidae. Gene Ontology annotation, molecular function: G protein-coupled receptor activity; protein binding. Gene Ontology annotation, cellular component: membrane. The coding region runs from base 410 to 3193 and encodes 927 amino acids. The transcript has 20 exons. The record is from RefSeq and is a predicted model, not a curated record. Gene Ontology annotation, biological process: G protein-coupled receptor signaling pathway.
AAUCUCCAUCUGCUGGAUUGGAUGACCUCAUGACUGUGACAGGUGUGAUGUCAUCAUGAGUGAGAUUCAUGAGAGUAAACACACUCACACACACUCACACACACUCCGGCGCUGCAGCUCCACGCGUGCAGUCUGGACAGUGACCAAGCUGCAGGCGUCACGUCCAACAACCUGGACUUUAUCUUUUCUCGUUUAAAUGUAUGAGUUUUAUUUUCUUUCUGCGCCACUUGUAAUCCGGAUUACAUGAUGUCGAUGUGAACCUGCUCCGGUCCGACUCCAGUCCGAGGAGACCAACAACAACCAACGGACCCACCGUGAUCCACAGCCCCGGAUCACACUCUGUUUGUCUUGUUAUUUUUCAUCGUUGUUUCUCAAAUUGACUUUUCUCCGGAGCUGAGAGUUGGACAACAUGCCGAGGUGCGUGGCUCUGUUGGCCGCCCUCGCACUUCUCUCGUCCGGGUUCAGGAGCUCCGCGGCCGGCGGGGAGAUGCCGGGCUCCGUCGCCGUCAAGGGGAGCUCCGGGGACGGGGACCGAGGAGCGGGGCGCGCCGGCUGCCCUGGCCGCUGUCGGUGCGAGGUGGACGGGCUGCUGCACCGGGUGGACUGCUCGGACCUGGGGCUCCGGGACAUGCCGAGCAACCUGAGCGUGUUCACCUCCUACCUCGAUCUGAGUAUGAACAAUCUGACUGUGUUGUCCAGCGGAGGUUUGUCCAACCUGCACUUCCUGGAGGAGCUGCGCUUGGCGGGAAACGACCUGUCGUCCGUCCCCAGAGGAGCGUUCUCCGGCCUCUUCCACCUCAAAGUGCUGAUGCUUCAGAACAACCAGCUGACGUCUGUUCCUGCUGAGGCCUUCAACAACCUGCACAACCUGCAGUCACUCCGCCUCGACGCCAACCACAUCUCCGUCGUUCCCGUCGGCUGCUUCUCCGGCCUGCGCUCGCUGCGUCACCUGUGGCUGGACGACAACGCUCUGACCGAGGUGCCGACGGCGGCGCUCGGCGACCUGCCCGCCCUGCAGGCCAUGACCCUCGCCCUCAACCUCAUCGCACACGUCCCCGACCUCGCCUUCAGCCGGCUGGGCCGCCUGGUGGUGCUGCAUCUCAACAACAAUAGGAUCGUUUCCAUGGGAACGAACUGCUUCCACGGACUCCACAGUUUGGAGACGCUGGACUUGAACUACAACAGUCUGGUCCAGUUUCCGGCGGCCGUCCGCUCGCUCAGUCACCUCAAAGAGCUCGGUUUCCAUAGUAACAGCAUCCAGUCCAUCCCGGAGCACGCCUUCACGGGAAACCCGGCGCUGAUCACCAUAUUCUUCUACGACAACCCGAUCCAGUCUGUCGGACGCUCGGCCUUUCAGAACUUACCCGAGCUUCGCACACUGUCUCUUAACGGGGCAGAGGAUUUAACCGACUUUCCAGAUCUGACGGGAACCAAAAGUCUGGAGAGCCUGACCAUCACAGGAGCUCAGAUCACGUCUCUGCCCAGUUCAGUGUGUGAGCAGCUCCCGAACCUGCAGCUGCUCGAUCUCUCCUAUAACCACAUCCAGACUCUUCCCACGUUCUCCGGCUGCGAAAACAUCCAGAAGAUUGAUCUGCACCACAACGAGAUCGAGGAGCUGCAGGAGAACACCUUCCAUGGCCUGACGUCCCUGAGCUCGCUUGAUUUAUCAUGGAACAGAUUGUCGUCGGUGAAGCAGAACUCUUUCUCCGCUCUGCCGGCUCUGACCAAACUCGACCUGUCGUCCAAUCAGCUGUCCUCUCUGCCUCUGAUGGGUCUGCAGAGUUUGACUCACCUGCGAUUGGCCGGAAACGAUCAGCUGACGGAGCUGAUACCUGGAGAGGAGCUGCCUCGAGUCAGGGUGAUGGAGCUUCCUUACGCCUUCCAGUGUUGUGCCUUCACCUCCUGUGAGAGGAGAGGAGGAGGUUUGUCCUGGGACAAAGACGUGGCAGCAGAGUUCAGAGGGAAGGAGAACGCAGUCCUCUCCAGCCAAGCCGAUCAGGACUGGGAGGAUUUCCUCAUGGAGUCCGACGACGAACCCAAACCUCAACAUUCGGUUCACUGCAGCCCUGCACCAGGUCCGUUCCGUCCGUGCCUCCACCUGCUCGGUGGUUGGAUGGUCCGCGGGGGGGUGUGGCUCGUCGCCGCGCUCUCGCUGGUCAGCAACAGCCUCGUGGUGCUGUCCGUCUUCUUCUCCCCCGCCUCCUCGGUCACGCCCCCCAAGCUGCUGAUUGGCCUGCUGGCGCUGGUGAACGGCCUGAUGGGAGUGUGGAGCGGCUGGUUGGCGGCGGUGGACGCCUGGACGUUCGGCAGCUUCUGGAGGUACGGGGCAAAGUGGGAGAGCAGCUUCCUGUGUCGCCUCAGCGGCUUCCUGUACGUGUUUGCGUCGCAGACCGGCCUCUUCCUGCUCACCGCCGCCGCUCUGGAGCGAUGCCUCGCCGCCGCCGCUGCAGCACGCCACGACAAAACCGAUGAACACGACGCCCGCUCCUCCUCGUCGCCGCUCUCCGUCCGCCUGUCCGUCGUCCUGAGCUUCCUGUUGGGUUUGGCCGUCACGCUGCCCCCCCUGGUGGCCGGACACAGCAGCACCUCGCUCUGUCUGCCGCUGCCUUCCUCCUCCUCCUCCUCCUCCUCCUCGCUGGCCUUCUCCGUGUCCCUGGUCCUCCUCGACGCGCUGUGCUUCCUCCUCGUGACGCUCGCCUACACUCGCCUCUACUGCCACGCCCACAAGGCUCCGCCCGUCUCGGAGGAGGAGGCGGCGCUGACCCGACACGUCGCCUGGCUGCUCUUCUCCGACUGCCUCCUCUACCUCCCCGUGGCCUUCCUCUGCUUCUCCUCGCUCCUGCGCCUCCCGGCCGCCGCCGGGCCAGAGGCGGCGAAGGGCGUCCUGCUGCUCGUGGCGCCGCUGCCGGCCUGCGUCAACCCGCUGCUCUACCUCCUCUUCAACCCGCUCGCCAGGGAGGAGCUGGCGGCGCUGGCCAAACGCACCUGUGGGGCGAGACAGCGCAGAGGAGGAGGAGGAAGGUCGGCGCCCGUUGCCAUGGAGUCGACGUACGACGAGGACGCAGAGAAACAGUCGUGUGACUCGACUCAGGCGCUGGUGGAGCUCGGAGGUGUGAAGGAGGAAGAGGAGGAGAGAGGGAGGAUGAAGAGCGAGACACAACACUCAGUGGCGUUUGUCGUUCCACGUCACUAGACUGACACACACACACACACACACACACACACACAUUGACAUGACUGUGUGGCAGCAGAGGACGGUGAGAGAAAAAAGAAAAUGGAAGCACGUGAAGGUCCAACACGAACACACAGUGUCUCUCUCUCUCUCUCUCUCUCUCUCUCUCUCUCUCUCUUCCAUCUUUAAUUUCUAUUUUUUUUAUGUAAAGUCAAACAAAAACUAAAAGUCGGAUGAGAAAAGAAGAAGAACUGAGCUCACGUGUCAGAGGGCACACACACACACACACACACACACACACACACACACACACACACAUCAAUAGUAAGGAGACUUUUAUUUUGAACAUGAUUCUCAGCGUCCUGUUACUAAACAUCCACCAAAUGUUGUAGCCAACGCUGUUUACCGUGUGUGUGUGUGUGUGUGUGUGUGUGUGUGUGUGUGUGUGUGUGUGUGUGUGUGUGUGUUUGCGAGUGUGUGUGAAAGCUACAGCCUCUGUGUGAGUUUUGCCACGGAGUUGAAAACUAAAACACCAGAACUCAUGUUCAGAAACACGACUGAUCCUUAAAAAAAUGAUUACUGUUAUUUAUUCUUUCUAUUAAUGACGGGGGGAAAUAAUCAUACAAAAAUCAUUUUAAAGCUCAGAUCAAAACAUUUGGUGUCUGAUGAAUUCAGUGACUGCGACAAUCUGAUGUUCACGAAAUAUCUUUGUUCAUAAUGUUUGUGUUCAGUCGCGUUCGACGAGGACCAACUUGUAAAAAACAAAGACUGUAAUAUUUUCCAUGAUUCUGAGGAUUUUUACGAAACUUUUACGACUUCGCAUGAAUCCUGUGAAACUCACGACCUGCAUGAGCUUCGACCAACUGGAGCUCUCUUUCAUCAGUGGGAGGAGUUUGCUGCGACCGACCAAUCACUGGACUUGACGUCCGGUUGAAGCUGCGGUCGACCUCGUCGUUUCAGAUGUGGAUGAAAAGAGCAAACUUGUGAAUGUGUAUUUGUAAAAAACACGUGAACUGUGUUGACGUCUUCGUUUCUAACUGUACAGAAUUGUUGACUAGCAAAAUGUGGAGGAGGCGGGGUCUUGUUUCCAGGCUCCGCCCUCAGCUGUAGCCAUGGCAACAUGGACAAUGUAUAUAUUUUUAAAGCAGUUUAACUGCUGCAGCACUUAAAAACUGAAAAAAAAAGAAAUGUUAAGAAUAUUUCCUGAGCGACCGUCUGUUCUCCUCAUUUCACUUUUGUAAAUUCCAUACGAGUGUUUUAGGUUUGUUGUAGUUUGUAAAAAAAACUGGGUCAAUGUAACUGCA